Molecule: messenger RNA, 4230 nt
Organism: Bombus pyrosoma
Lineage: Eukaryota; Metazoa; Arthropoda; Insecta; Hymenoptera; Apidae
Product: mucin-5AC
Exons: 8
Coding region: 491-3469 (992 amino acids)
Source: RefSeq, a predicted model, not a curated record
CCUCUUACUUUUAUAUAUACACACACCGGUGGUCUUUUUCCGCUUCUCUUUCUCUCCUUUUCCAUAUCCGUGUCUCUCUUCUCGUAGUUUCGUGCAACAUAGUCGGAGAGUCCUCUGCGUGUCACGUCGGGUUAAAAAGAGGGAGAUAGAAAGAGAGAGAGAGAGUGAAAGAGAGAGAGAGUGAGAGAGAGAGAGAGAACGCGUGAAACAUAUCGAAGGUACAGGUCGUGGCGUUCGUCGGAGAGACACGACCCGUUUCUCGGAUCGUCGCAGCUGGAAGACGAGUGUCGUCGAGAAGAAAGGGCAACGAUGAUCGCGAGUGUCCGGUGACAAAACGUGUUGCCAGUAUUCUACGGUCGUUUCUUCCGUUACGAUAGUAUUCGCUGGUGCGAAGUUUCGAAGGUUGCUCGACCAGCGUGCACCACCACAUCUUCUACUUUACAUCGUCGAGGAACUAGCGAGAGCAAGAAGAAGUGCAGAAUAAGUCAACAUGUGGAUCAAAUUCGCUCUUUUGAUAUCCUGUACCAUCGCAAAUACACUGGCAGACAAUGGACCUCGAAGUAAAGCAGUGUCCAUCGAAGGUAAUACGUCUUUUCUUAUUUUCUACCGCGUUCAGUUAUUCGAGCAACAUCUUUCACGUUGCUUUCUUUUCCUAACGUUGGUAGAAUUCGUAACGUCGCACAAAGUGCCGGAGAACAUCGCACGGCCGUCGGAUUACGACGAGGACGACGACGACGUGGUCGACGUGGAAAGAAAAACGAUCUCGAAGCACGGGAAACACGCGAAGAAGGUUAUACCAAAGUUCGAGAGUUUCGAUAAGAAGCCGGGCGAUCUGGAUCCAGUCAGACGUUUCGAUUUCGUCGACGAAGACAAAGCGACUAACGGUAACAACGCGAAACGGCAGGUUCGCGUCGAAUUGGAAAACUUCGGCGACACCGGAGUCCUCCAAGAAGAUGGUAUCCGGAGAUCGGAUACGCACAGAUCGCGGCUACAGAGUAACAAAGACUCGGUCAUUCCUGGAGUGCACGUCAGCGACGAGUAUCCGACUACCAUGAUGCCGGUUCUCACGACGCCACGCGAGGCGCGUGCUUUCGAUUUCGUCCCGGUGAACAUCAUCCGUGACGAUGGUAAAGAAACGUCGUUCCACGAACGCAACUUUGGCGACUUCAGCGACGUCAGUUUAGUGCCCGCUGGAACGAAUUCGCGUAUCCAGGUAAAGAAAGGACCGAACGGAAAGGACUACGAAUACGAGUACGUAUACUAUUACUAUGACGAGGAGGACGAGAACAAGGCGGGUACAGCGGACUCUGCUGUCACCAAUUCUUACGACGUUCCUUCUAGAACUACGUCCGCGCCUAGGCGCGGAGGAUCCUCCGCCAACAGGAGCAAGUACAGUAACGUGGAAAGGUCCAGCACGGUGGAACCUGCCAGCAACGAAGUGAUACCGAAUCGCAAUAACAACAGAGGCAGGCAAUUGGUCGACGCGGAAGACGUCUCCGAAGAAAGGUUACCAACGAACACUAGAUUUCCACCCAGAUCACGAUCGAAUCACAACACGGCGACCACGGAGCCUUCUAGAACCCGCGGGAAUCGUCCUAGACCUGGUCUAGACCUCGUUGACUCGAGCAGUUUUCGAACGCAUCAGGAGGGUCCGGAGUUUCCUCAGGUCCUGCCUAAGGGACCCGUCAGAUUUCUCGGUGUUACUCCGAACGAGGACAAUGGAGAAGAGAGAGCGACAGCUAGAGGACGCGGCAGACCACAAAGGGUCCAAGAACCUGCUCCUGUAGAAGAGCUGGUGGAGGACGUGCCCGCUCCCACGACUAGGAGGAGACCGAUCACCACACUGUCGCCUCAAACCGAAGGCGAAGCAGUCAGAGGAUCCUCGCGCGGUAGCGAAGAGAAAGAAGAGCAAACAGAGGAAACGUCGCCAACAGAGAAGAGCAGAGACAAACAACCAUCCUUGGAGAAGCAAGAAUACGAAGACUCGGAUUCCUCUUCAACGACCUCGGCAAGCACCGCUUCAACUGCCACGGAAGAUCCAACCACAGAGUAUCCGUCUUCGAUGGACAAAGUGGCGCUCGACUUGUACGCUUUCGUGCAACAGGGUCAAAAUAAUUUGGUGGACGCGUCUAGCAGCGAAGCUACCGAUUCCUCGUCGGACGAAUCGACGAUCUCUAACGAGGAAGCUACUACCGAUCUGGCAGCUGUGACGGAAAUGUCCGCCACCACGGUGACCCUGGAACCCACGACGAUCACCACUGCGGCGUCACCCACCGAACCGAUGACUACUACGGCUGCUACAACUACUACUGUUAGUACCACCACGACUACUACGACUACGACGACCGAACCUCCUACUACUACAACUACUCAGGCACCUGCUGGCAGGGGAAAGUUCAGGAGGCCAGGAAUAGGGGGAACUACAGGUUCCAGAAAUAGAUUCAAAUCCAACGGAGGCGGAAGUACGACAACCACCGAAGCUCCGGCGGAACCAACGCAGCGUACACGAAACCGCUUCGGAGGAAACGGUUCGAACGGCGGUGGUUUCAAGAGAAACCGUCCUGGACAAAAACAAGCGUCCGUGGAAGAGGACGCAGUGCAGAAAGAGAGUUCCAGCUCAGUGCACGCGGAACGUCCUUCCUCCAGUACUCGUAGCAGAUUUCGUGGCACUGGAUCCACGAGAUCCGUCUCGUCGACGACACCAGCCACGUCGAACGGUGGGUCGACCGCCGCCUCCAAUGGACCGUCAGGAAUAUCAAGGCCGUCUUUCAAUAAAUUAAACAUCAAUCGGCGACGUGGAAGACCGACCACGAAUGCUCCAAACGCUAGCGAAGAGAGCCAAGAGUCGAGUCGCUCGGAAACAGCGAAGGAAACCGCGCAGGAAUCUGUUACAACGGCGCCAAAGUCUACUGUUCGUGGGCGACUUCCGGCCACAGGAGUCAGACCAGUCAUUAAACCAGGGGCGAGGAUAAAUCUGAGAUCCAAACCGGGUCAUUCGACGACCACUACGACUACCACGCCGCUGCCUGCGGAUAAAGAGGAAGAAUCGUCUAUCGAUGAGCCAGCGGGAGAGGGAACCGAAGAGGAGACUCAUGAGGCACCGGCAGAGACCAGCCCGCCGCCAACGCGUUCCACCACUGUGAACCCCCUGAACAAACUGCGAAAUCGAAACAGACUACAAGUACAUCCAAAAACAACUACCAGAGCGCCAGUGUCGCUAGCAUCGAGAAGAUCGCCAUUGUUACCACGUCGCAAGGUAACCGAGGCACCAGUUGCCCAAUCUAGCCAGGAGGAAGCGUCCGAGGAAGCAGACAGUUCCAGCGAAACAGAGGCGACCGAAGCUACAUCGGCUGAAACGAGCACAGCAGCGAGCACAAAACACGAGGAAACCAGAGGACUCGGUGGACUUUUGGCGCCCAGGCGCAGGAUAACGCCGCGACGACCUGGACAAAUCAUCUCGCGGGAGUAACAGUGAAUAAUUAAACGAACGAUCCUAUCUAUCCAUCGAGCCGUUUCUAUUCCUCGUCGUAGUCGGAAUCGAGAAGGAUCAAAGUCACUUGAAAACGCGAUCAAUUACGAAUCUGAGGGGAGGCCGACAGAGAAGCUCUUAUCGCGAAAAUUAACGCGAGAAUUCGAGAAGAAAAGGCUUAAGAUAGUAAAGAUCGCAUCGUUCCUGAAUCUUCAGUAUUCGUGUCAUUUUUCAGCUCGAAUUUCGUAGGAGAAAAGGGAAAUUCUGUCGCGUUAGUUUAUCUCGAUCGAACGACAAUCUCGAAAAUUGCUGACGAGGCGAGGGACCAUCCCCUGGUUGUAAAUCGCAAAUUUUGAGGAAAAUUAUGUAUAAUGACGUAGUCGUGGAAAAAAAUAUUUGACAUGUUUUGUUUGUCAUGCGUAUAGAGCGAACGUAUGAAUUAGACGGUGGAUGUAAGUACGUACAUGAUGAAAACCGUUUCCGGUUUUCACUGAGAGAAUUUUCACUGAAUGUGCGCGCACGAAUAUCACGCGACCGCUAUUGAAGAUAAUAACGCGAUUUCUUAUCUUUAUUUAAUAAAUAAACGCGAUUCUCGUAGAAAGAUAUCGUCAGAUGCACUUUGCUAAAGCGAUACGUGGUCGCAUUCGACUCCACACUUUUAGAACGAUAUACAACUCGCGUCGUAUCGUAAGACAAUGUUUCUGUAAUUACAAUGUUCCAUGAUACGCUGUAAAUAUGAUAUUGCAAUUAAAGAUAUGUAA